UAUGUAUAAAUAGUGCAGCCAGAUACUAGGCGUACAUCAACAAGCUCAAGCUAGACGCAAUAACUGUCUUACUUCUAAACAAGCUCAUUCAGCAAGAAAUAUUUUUUGUCCAAUCUGAAGAGAAUGAUUCAGAAUGUGAAAUCCGUUCCUGCUAUUCUAACAAUAUGCAUGUGUUUAUGUGGACUACUGUUGGGUGUUACAAGUAACGUUAUCCCACAAGAUACAACACAUUUGCCAAUUACUUCUACACAAAAACUACCAACUACUACGACGCCAGAUAUUAUAGCCCCGGGUACUGGCAAUGGAUGGUGGAGGGCCUGUAAGACUUCACCCUGUCCGUGGUAUUAUAUACCUGUGUGCGGCACAAACGGCGUCACCUACGACAACGACUGCUAUCUGAGCCGAGAGAACUGCCCUGGCGACGAGCCAAAGGUCAGAGUUCGAGUCCUACACAGAGGAGCGUGUAAAAUAUAGUUGUUGAGAUUUAGUUGUUAUGUUGCAAAUUUUAAAAUAAACUUUUUUUUUUACAUUUUUAUCAAAUGUGUUUAACACCUUUUGAAGGUUUAGUAUUUUCUUCUUCUGUAUUUUGAUUAGCUUUAUCACAUUUUUUUCGAGAUUGUACCAGAUAUUUUCUGUAAUGUAGACACGUUAUGAUGUAAAUAAACUUGGCUAUUAGAACAAACAUCCGUGUUUCUAUCA
Physella acuta is the source of this 699-nucleotide messenger RNA. Its product is annotated as agrin. Gene Ontology annotation, molecular function: protein binding. NCBI's taxonomy places the organism in Eukaryota, Metazoa, Mollusca, Gastropoda, Physidae. The record is from RefSeq and is a predicted model, not a curated record.